AUAGUUUUCUAUGGCAACCUUGUCGUUUAUUAAAACGAGAAAUGUCAGAUGUAGAAGAAGUCGGCGAGGGUGGUGAGGGCGCGGAGAUUUAUCCCUAUGGGGAAUACGAGGGCGGAAGGGACGAAAAUUUAGAUCGUCACGGCUGGGGCAGUGCGUUACUACCGAAUGGUGACAUCUACGAGGGUAAUUAUAGGCGUGGUUUGCGAAUGGGGAAAGGACUGUAUUGUUUUCGGAACGGGGCCAGAUAUGACGGUGAUUGGAGGAAAGGUAAAAAGCAUGGAAUUGGAACUUUCGUGUACCCUGAUGGAACUACGUACACUGGACAGUGGCGUAAGGAUCUGAAACACGGACACGGAACGUACCACUAUGCUAAUGGGGACACUUACGAGGGCAAUUGGUUUAGAAACUUCCGUCAUGGUUUAGGAACAUACUCGUACAAUGAUGUCAACGUGACCUUUUAUGGUACUUGGAAAAAUGGGCGUAUGGAGGGACCGGGUGUUUUGAAGUACCCAGGGUACCGCUACCAUGGGAAAUUUGAGCAAAAUCUGCCGAAGGGCCCCGGCUGUUUUACUUUUGAAAACGUUUGGAUGCAGCACGGUUUCUAUUUGAACAUUCGCGAUCCCGCCUUUGAUUAUGUCGGUGCCGAAGAUCUGACUUUGGACGACACCGAAGAAACGACAGAGUCAGAGUACCGCGGAAAUCCACGUGGAAUAGUACCAAUUUGGCGCGCCAGAAGUGUGGCGGCCUUCAAAUCGGAACUUUUACCGCCAUCGCCCGUUCCUUUGCCCUACAAAGAUUCUGAGGAUUCCCUCAUAUCCAUAAUGGAGUAUUUAGAACAACAGUACACAAUUGCGACAGGUGAAUAAAAAUCAUUAUGAUCCAGUUAACAUGUUGAUUAGAGCGACCUUCUCCCUUUCCUUUUUUCUUGCCACCUCGACGCACCUGUUUUUCCAGCAACUCUUCCUCAGCUUGAUCGGUCUACUACCGACG
This is a messenger RNA of Photinus pyralis (common eastern firefly), 990 nucleotides long. It is a transcript of the gene Rsph1, whose product is annotated as radial spoke head 1 homolog. Bases 42 to 866 code for a protein of 274 amino acids. Lineage: Eukaryota; Metazoa; Arthropoda; Insecta; Coleoptera; Lampyridae. The record is from RefSeq and is a predicted model, not a curated record. Gene Ontology annotation, cellular component: nucleus; motile cilium. The transcript has 5 exons. Gene Ontology annotation, biological process: axoneme assembly; spermatid development.